This is a messenger RNA of Prionailurus viverrinus (fishing cat), 1884 nucleotides long. It is a transcript of the gene SERBP1, whose product is annotated as SERPINE1 mRNA binding protein 1. The record is from RefSeq and is a predicted model, not a curated record. Gene Ontology annotation, molecular function: mRNA 3'-UTR binding. The transcript has 8 exons. Bases 118 to 1341 code for a protein of 407 amino acids. Lineage: Eukaryota; Metazoa; Chordata; Mammalia; Carnivora; Felidae. Gene Ontology annotation, cellular component: nucleus; cytoplasm.
GAGAAGACGGCCCCCCUCUCUCGGCCCGGCCAUCUUGUGGGAAGAGCUGAAGCAGGCGCUCUUGGCUCGGCGCGGCCCGCUGCAAUCCGUGGAGGAACGCGCCGCCGAGCCACCAUCAUGCCUGGGCACUUACAGGAAGGCUUCGGCUGCGUGGUCACCAACCGAUUCGACCAGUUAUUUGACGACGAAUCGGACCCCUUUGAGGUGUUGAAGGCAGCAGAGAACAAGAAAAAAGAAGCCGGCGGGGGCGGCGUUGGGGGCCCCGGGGCCAAGAGCGCAGCUCAGGCCGCAGCCCAGACCAACUCCAACGCGGCAGGCAAACAGCUGCGUAAAGAGUCCCAGAAAGACCGCAAGAACCCACUGCCCCCCAACGUCGGCGUGGUUGACAAGAAAGAGGAGACGCAGCCGCCCGUGGCGCUUAAGAAAGAAGGAAUAAGACGUGUUGGAAGAAGACCUGAUCAACAGCUGCAGGGUGAAGGGAAAAUAAUUGAUAGGAGACCAGAAAGGCGACCACCUCGUGAACGGCGAUUUGAAAAGCCACUUGAAGAAAAGGGUGAAGGAGGAGAAUUUUCAGUUGAUAGACCGAUUAUUGAUCGGCCUAUCCGAGGCCGUGGUGGUCUUGGAAGAGGUCGAGGAGGACGUGGACGUGGAAUGGGCCGAGGAGAUGGAUUUGAUUCUCGUGGCAAGCGUGAAUUUGAUAGGCAUAGUGGAAGUGAUAGAUCUUCUUUUUCACAUUACAGUGGCCUGAAGCACGAAGACAAACGUGGAGGUAGCGGCUCUCACAACUGGGGAACUGUCAAAGAUGAAUUAACAGAGUCCCCAAAAUACAUUCAGAAACCAAUAUCUUAUAAUUGCAGUGACUUGGAUCAAUCAAAUGUGACUGAGGAAACACCUGAAGGUGAAGAACAUCCAGUUGCAGACACUGAAAAUAAGGAGAAUGAAGUUGAAGAAGUAAAGGAAGAGGGUCCAAAAGAAAUGACUUUGGAUGAGUGGAAAGCUAUUCAAAAUAAGGACCGGGCAAAAGUAGAAUUUAAUAUCCGAAAACCAAAUGAAGGUGCUGAUGGGCAGUGGAAGAAGGGAUUUGUUCUUCAUAAGUCAAAGAGUGAAGAGGCUCAUGCUGAAGAUUCGGUUAUGGACCAUCAUUUCCGGAAGCCAGCAAAUGAUAUAACGUCUCAGCUGGAGAUCAAUUUUGGAGACCUUGGCCGCCCAGGACGUGGUGGCAGGGGAGGGCGAGGUGGCCGUGGGCGUGGUGGACGUCCAAACCGUGGCAGCAGAACUGACAAGUCAAGUGCUUCUGCUCCUGAUGUAGAUGACCCUGAGGCAUUCCCAGCUCUGGCUUAACUGGAUGCCAUAAGACAACCCUGGUUCCUUUGUGGACCCUCCCAUCUGAGGUUUUGCAUGCUUAAGGAUCCCAAACGACUUAAGAAUUUAAAAAAAAAAAAAAAAAGACUGUCAUUCAUACCAUUCACACCUAAAGACUGAAUUUUAUCUGUUUUGAAAAUGAACUUCUCUCGCUACACAGAAGUAACAAUAUGGUAGUCAGUUUUGUAUUUAGAAAUGUAUUGGUAGCAGGGAUGUUUUCAUAAUUUUCAGAGAUUAUGCAUUCUUCAUGAAUACUUUUGUAUUGCUGCUUGCAAAUAUGCAUUUCCAAACUUGAAAUAUAGGUGUGAACAGUGUGUACCAGUUUAAAGCUUUCACUUCAUUUGUGUUUUUUAAUUAAGGAUUUAGAUGUUCUCUCAAUUACAAACUGGUUUUAAAUAUUGGACAUAAUAUCAGUUUUAAUACCUGCUUUGCAUUUUCACACAUGGUCAACUGGGUCAUGUAAACUUUGAUUUGUCAAAUUUUAUGCUGUGUGGAAUACUAAUACUACUUUAUGUAUUUUAA